CCGGGCAGCGAGCGGGGCAGCGCGGCGGCGGCGGCAGCAGGAUGCGGGAGGCGCGGUUCAGGGACCACUUCUGGAGCACGGAUCUGACCAGCACAAUYGGCUAUGACAGCAUCAUUCAACACCUGAACGAUGGCAGGAAGAACUGCAAAGAGUUUGAGGACUUUCUGAAGGAAAGGGCAAUUAUAGAAGAAAAAUAUGGCAAGGAACUCAUUAAYUUGUCGAAGAAGAAGCCCUGUGGGCAGACGGAGCUGAACACGCUGAAGAARUCCCUCGAUGUUUUCAAGCAACAAAUAGACAAUGUGGGACAAGGUCACAUCCAGCUGGCGCAAACCCUUCGKGAGGAAGCAAAGAAGAUGGAGGACUUCAGGGAAAAGCAAAAGCUGCAUCGGAAGAAGAUAGAGCUGAUCAUGGAGGCGAUUCACAAAAACAGGAAUCUGCAGUACAAGAAGACCAUGGAGGCCAAGCGUCUGUACGAGCAGCGCUGCCGGGACAAGGAUGAGGCGGAGCAGGCUGUGCAYCGCAACGCCAACCUGGUCACGCAGAAGCAGCAGGAGAAGCUGUUCCUGAAGUUGGCCCAGACAAAAUCAGCUCUGGAGGACACUGACAGGAAUUACCAGCAGAGUGUGACCACACUGGAGAAGAUCCGGGAAGAGUGGCAGAACGAGCACAUCAAAGCUUGUGAGUUCUUUGAGACUCAGGAGUGUGAGCGGAUCAACUAUUUCCGUAAUGCCCUCUGGCUCCAUGUCAACCUGCUCUCCCUGGGCUGUGUCCAGAAUGAUGAGAAAUAUGAGGAAAUCCGCAAGAGUUUAGAAAUGUGCAGCAUUGAGAARGAUGUUGAUUUUUUCGUAAAUUUACGGAAAACUGGAAGUUUGGCUCCAGCUCCUAUUGUUUAUGAAAACUACUAUAAUACCCAGAGAAAUGUGACUCCUGCGAGAAGUCCAGCUCCUGUGCCUAUAUCCAGGAGGGGACCCCUGCCCACCCCGACCAGCGCACCAGGGGAGCCUGAUUAUGCCACAGUCGAUGGCUAUAGCUUGGUACAUUUCUAAGAGUCACAGUUUUCCAGAAGGCAGAAGACACUGUUGGCCUGACCAGUGUGGGAGAGAUGGUGUUUUCAGUCAUUCCCAGACACACAGAGCUGAAGUGCUUCUGCUUUUCAAGAGAACAUUUGAGGACUCCAAUAAUUAGUUGUACAUUCAGAAAGCGCUUACUAAAAAUCUGUGCCUUUGAUCAGCAAACUUCUUGGAUGGAUCUUCAAACUCAGAGGAAGACGAGGAUCAGACACGGGCAAAUCUGUGUUGGAAGAAGUUUUUGAAGUUCUUCUAAAGUGCAGGCACCUAGAGAGAGUGGAGCCUUCCACUUUCUAGAUAACUAAGAAGCUGUAUGUGCUGAGGGGCGUGCUGCUUGGUGYUUUGGGCAUGCUGGCUUGUGUUCAGGGCACAUGCAUCCCUCUCAGAUCUCAGGUUACAMUUCUGUCUGUUCCUUAAGUCUUCUAUUAGUGGGGAUUAAACUUGUCACUUAGGUUAAAUUUUACUCGUAUCUCUUGGGAAUCUUACUYAGAGGGACACCAACAGUUACACCAUGUGUCUGGCUUAGCUGCAGGUGUGCUCCAAGCUGACACUGGAAACUGAUUUUCAUCUACCCAGUGAGGKGCUGUGCCACAUCCAGCCUGCUGGGAGGUCUCAGGAAGGAUCUGAAGGAAUUGGUACAACUCUUCCAACCACUUCUCUGAUAAGGGUCUUGUGAGCUUUUAAGUUCAUCAGGUGGUCCCUCAUAAGCUCUGGAGACCAGGUUGGAAGGGGCUUGGAGCAACUGGGCUAGUGGAAGGUGUUCUGGCCCAGAGCAGGCAGUUGGAACUAGGUGGUCUUUAAGGUCCUUCCCAACCCAAACCAUCCUGGGAAUCUCUGAUUCUAUGAUUUAAUUAACUUCUGUGAUUCUCUAAACUUUGGACUUGUUCUGACUAUGCACCACUGGAAAAAAAAUUAYCUACUGCUGGAGACAUGAAACUUGCUUUCUGACCAGAUCUCCUGAAAGUUYCUGCCCUUCUUGUUACCAUAUGUAUAGGUAUGAUUAUGGCUUUGAUUCAGAAGCUUGUGUGCUUCGGGGCUGCUGGUCUCUCUGAUGUCCCUGUGUGCAGUGCUGCUUCACUGCUCCUCACUGCCUUAUGACACUGGACACAGGGACACAAGACAUGGGGAUAAACACACAAUUUACUUGUCUAAGCCUGCUGCCAGGUCACUAACCUGGAGCAACAGGAUUUGCUGUUUUUAGAAUGUUUUUCAAGUUGAAUCUGCAUGGCUUCUGCAUGUGCCUCAGCCYGUCAGUCCCUGGGGCUUUUAAUGGAUUUAUUUGUGUAGGGAAGAAGACAACAUUCUUCCACUCUUAUGUUAGAGCUCUAACAUCUGCCCUGGUGCCUUACAGUGAGCCRUGCAAAGUGCACAUGCCAAGGAAUCUGCUAUCCUAUUUUAUUUCUGAAAGACCGAGGAUACAAAUACUCUUCUGAAGGAGCCUUCUGUAGUCUUAUUUCUAUAAAUAUAUAU
This is a messenger RNA of Malurus melanocephalus (red-backed fairy wren), 2537 nucleotides long. RefSeq names its product proline-serine-threonine phosphatase interacting protein 2 (gene PSTPIP2). NCBI's taxonomy places the organism in Eukaryota, Metazoa, Chordata, Aves, Passeriformes, Maluridae. The record is from RefSeq and is a predicted model, not a curated record. Gene Ontology annotation, cellular component: plasma membrane; actin filament; cytoplasm. Gene Ontology annotation, biological process: actin filament polymerization. The transcript has 15 exons. Gene Ontology annotation, molecular function: actin filament binding. Bases 42 to 1046 code for a protein of 334 amino acids.